Molecule: messenger RNA, 1630 nt
Organism: Theobroma cacao (cacao)
Lineage: Eukaryota; Viridiplantae; Streptophyta; Magnoliopsida; Malvales; Malvaceae
Gene: MBAC1
Product: Mitochondrial substrate carrier family protein
Biological process (GO): mitochondrial L-ornithine transmembrane transport
Molecular function (GO): L-ornithine transmembrane transporter activity
Source: RefSeq, a predicted model, not a curated record
GAAUUGGUGGUAUAUUCAACUUUUGAGUACCGACAUUGUGGUAGAAAGGCCAACUCUGUCUCUCUCUCUCUCACAGUCACCGACACGACGCGGACUGAACGGGUGACGGCGACCCCAAUCUCCCAUGUUCCCUCUGCUUUCAAACUGAAAAAGGUUUUAGAGAUUUAUCAGAACCGAUAUAGUAUAACCCAAAGCACAGGACAUGGGAGAGAGUUCCGCACCUUCCGGUUACAAAGAGUAUCUCGCGGGCCUGCUCGCUGGUGUUGCAACCGUCAUCACCGGUCACCCCUUCGAUACUGUCAAGGUGAAGUUGCAGAAACACAAUACUGAAGUGCAUGGGAUUAAAUACAGGAAUGGUUUGCAUUGCACUGCUAGGAUACUUGCAACAGAAGGGGUUAGAGGACUUUAUACAGGGGCAACAUCAUCUUUUGUUGGAGUGGCUUUUGAAAGUUCGCUUCUUUUUGGCAUUUAUUCACAAACAAAACAGUCACUGCAGGGAGGAGUUCAGAGUACUGGACCUCAGCCCCAAGUAAUAAUUCCUUCAGCUGCUUUUGGUGGAGCUAUUAUAAGUUUUAUUCUAUGCCCAUCAGAGUUGGUGAAGUGUAGGAUGCAAGUUCAAGGCACUGACUCCGUGGUUCCAAAGUCCUGUAGCUACAGUAGUCCUCUAGAUUGUGCACUUAAAACCAUAAAAGGAGAUGGGGUUACAGGCAUCUUUCGUGGGGGCUCUACAACAUUGUUAAGAGAAUCUCUUGGAAAUGCGGUCUUUUUUAGUGUAUAUGAGUAUGUCCGUCAUUAUCUGCACUUACAGCUUAACACUGGUUCUUUUAACCAUAGCAACUUGAUUAAUAUGGGAAUUGGAAUUUUAAGUGGUGGUCUUGGUGGUGUAGCUUUCUGGUCAGCUGUUUUACCUUUGGAUGUAGCAAAAACCGUUAUCCAGACUGCUCCAGAUAAAAGCUCUCCAACAAAUCCUUUUCAAGUUUUAAAUUCGAUUUACCGGCGGGCUGGACUCAGAGGAUGCUACGCAGGAUUGGGUCCUACGAUAGUGAGAGCAUUUCCUGCUAAUGCAGCGGCAAUUGUCACCUGGGAGCUAGCCAUGAAGCUUCUCGGAAUAAAGAACGACUAAGGAAGCUGAUUCAUCUAAUUACAAGAGGCUUCUAACUUUUCGUUGUUAUUUUUUAACAUCGGUCUGAUCUUUUUCACUCACAUCUUGGCAUGGCUGAUCCUUGAGUCUAAUUGAUAUGAUCUCGAAGCUUGGUUUUUGUGGAAGAAAGGGUGCUUUGACUUGUUUAUGUAAUAAUGAUAAUUGAGCGGCUGAAACAACGGUGAUCUUGUUGAGUUAUCCCAAUUCUUUUCCAUGUCGGGUUCUUCGUGCCUUCCUAUUAGCAGUGCAGGAAGAAUUCCAUAGGUUUGUUGUUGUCUGGUUCAGGAUGCUCCUUAACCAAGCUUGGUCAAGAAACUAAUGGUUAGAACUUAAAAUUCCAAGAGUCUGUAGAAUAAACAUCGGACGUACAAAUUUGUGCAAGUCGAAUGCUGUAUCUUUUAUUGAUUGGGUACUGCCAUGAUCUGGUGGCCAUUGAAUUGCUCUAGGGUGUACAUUGUUGCAGUGGAACUGAUACCCACCUUCACCUUU